This is a messenger RNA of Cicer arietinum (chickpea), 1440 nucleotides long. RefSeq lists its product as uncharacterized. Gene Ontology annotation, molecular function: translation initiation factor activity; RNA binding. Gene Ontology annotation, cellular component: eukaryotic translation initiation factor 3 complex; cytoplasm. NCBI's taxonomy places the organism in Eukaryota, Viridiplantae, Streptophyta, Magnoliopsida, Fabales, Fabaceae. The record is from RefSeq and is a predicted model, not a curated record.
UUCUUUUUCAAUUGACUCCUACAUAGCCAUGACCGCACAGCACAGUGUCACCGAUUACCACUCAACACCCACAAAACCAUUGACGUUUUAUCUGAUAAGAGAAGCAAUAUAAGGUAGCAAUGAUCCACAACUUUUGGUCUUUCUUCUGUUUUUCUUCGCCCAAACAGGAGAGUGACUCAUUUUUUUUUCAUACUUCUCUCGCGUCUAAACUGGGCCGAAUAUUAGCCCAAAUCCUCGUUGCACUAAACAGAAGGGUUUUCCUUCUUUCUCACCCGAAACAAACAAAUAGGGCUUUAAACGGGUUAAGCCCAAACUUGCAGCUGCUGCUGAAGAGAAGAGAACAUGGUGGUUCAGGUCGAACCUGCUAAGCUAAGGUGGGGAGAAUUGGAGGAAGACGAUGGUGAGGAUCUUGAUUUUCUGUUACCUCCAAUUCAGGUGAUAGGCCCUGACCAUAAUGGAAUCAAGAGCGUCAUUCAAUACAAAUUCGAUGAUGAUGGUAACAAAGUUAAGAUCACAACUAUCACUCGCACUCGCAAACUCGCCCACGCGCGUCUCACCAAACGCGCCGUUGACCGUCGUUCGUGGCCUAAAUUCGGCGAUGCCGUCCAGGAAGAUGUUGGUAGCCGCCUCACUAUGGUCUCCACUGAAGAGAUCCUUCUCGAACGCCCUAAACCUCUUGGUUCCAAAAAUGAAGAUCCAAAAACUGUUAACCCAUUGUCACAAUUCCAAAAAGGUGCUGUUCUUAUGGUAUGCAGGACUUGUGGGAAGAAGGGUGACCAUUGGACUUCAAGGUGUCCAUAUAAGGAUCUCACACAGCCAUCUGAGGAGUUUGUUGAUAAACCUGCUGCAACGGAUGCAGCUGCGGCUCCAGCCGGUUCGACUAAGGGUGUAUAUGUACCUCCCGGCCAGAGAGCUGGUGCAGAGAGGACUUCUGGGUCAGACAUGAGGCGGAGAAAUGAUGAGAAUUCUGUUCGGGUAACCAACCUCUCGGAGGACACAAGGGAGCCUGAUUUACUUGAGCUGUUCCGACCUUUUGGUGCUGUGAGCAGGGUUUAUGUUGCUAUUGAUCAAAAGACUGGCAUGAGUAGGGGCUUUGGCUUCGUCAACUUUGUCGGCAAGGAAGAUGCUCAGAGGGCUAUUAACAAACUCAAUGGAUAUGGCUACGAUAAUCUCAUCCUGAGAGUCGAAUGGGCCACCCCAAGAACAGCCUCCUAAGUAUUGGGUGCUAUUGAGUUCUGCCCCCCUUUUCCUUUUGAAGAUCUAUCUGUUUUUGUAAUCUUAGUUCUGGACCAUCUGUUUUCUUUUAUCUGAUUUAUUCUUUAAAAGUAAACGUCCACUCAAAGAUCACUUGUUGGUAAUUGAUGAUAAUCAGUAUUAUGAGUAUUGUUUACAGGUUGGCAUUCUUCUCUUAUUAUAAUUACACAGAAGAAUAUGAGAAAA